AUGAUCGAAAUUAUAUCAAGAUGGAUAUUGAACCGAUUAGGCUGGGUAGUGGAUAUGACCCCUGAAACUUUUAGAACGAAAACUAAAAAUGGACGCUUGCUCGCUCAAAUGUUGCUCAGCUACGACGUCAUUACAAUCGAAGAAUUGAAUUUGCUGAAGAAAAGUAACCACGUGAGUGACUGCUACGAUAAUUUCAAUCUCAUCAAUGACUGGAUGAGGCGUUUGCACUUGGACUCACACGAUGAGGACAUUUACGAAAUAGUCAACGGAGUCGGCUCGGCCUCUUUAGACUUAUUCUACCGAGUAUUUUUAGAGUUAAGAAACAAAACGAAAUUAGAUUUUUUAACUGAUCAUGAAAUAAAUGCUCAACUAGGCAAAUGGUCGCACAGGUUUGAAGUAAACGUUGUCAACGAGGACUUGGAAAAACUUGAUUUGCAACGAGAUGAAGUUUGCGAACUAUUUUUAGAGAGAGGUGAUGUUUAUCGUUGGUACAAAGACCGCUUAGAAGCGCUGCAAAUGCGUUGCAAAGAGGCCAGAGAUGAAUAUUUGCACAAUGCUAAAUUCCAAGCCAAAUCUUCUGCGGCAAUAAUUCAUGAAAAAGGUGCCUUGGAAGCAUUUCAAACAUCCUCAUCAACUUCUAGUAUGAGUAAUGAAGAUGUUGAGGCAUUUGAUAGUGAUAAGACGUACGAGGAAUUGAUCCAGCUUCAAGAAGAGGCAAGAAGCAUGCAAAAAUUUGUACCAAACCCAAAAAAAGCUGAGAAAAUAUUAAAUAAUGUCCGUGCCAAAAGGAAAGUGUGUCAGGAAAAGAAACAAUUAGGGACUCAAUGGCAUCAAGCAAUUAUGAGCCAAUUUGACAAGAAAAUUAGUGAUAGCAAAGCAAAGUGUGACGAUAGACUAAUAGUAGACACCUUUAUGAGACAAUCCUUAUACGAAAAAGAAAUAGUUAGUAAACUGGGACAAGUAAAACUGGAAAUUGAACACAUAAAGGAAAACCGAUUCAAACAAUGCGAACUGUUGAAUAAACUUAAAGAAAACAACUCUAUAGAUGCUUUAAUAUUAAAAGAAAAAGAACUAAAUGAGCAUAAAUUAAUGUACUUCUUAGAGCGUGAAAGAUUACUCGAAUUAAACCAAAGAAUAGGAAACGAAAAAGCCAGCCGAAACCAAUCAAGUAAUAAACAACUUUGCAAUGAAGCUUUAAAAGACAUCAUGAAUAUUUCAAUAAAAAUAUCAAAAUACAAAAAACGCUACGCACAAGAACCCGACAGACGCGCGAUGGAAAAUUUAAAAAAUCUAUUUGUUACCGGAGAACCGAUAUUUGAAAUUUGCGAGCCCAUAAUUGAUAUUAUUAAGGACAACGAAUAUGAUAUUCCCGAGCGAAUAAUUAGUGGGGAGAUUUCCAGGCAAAAUGCUAUGGAUCAACAGGAGUUUGAAAAGUAUCAAAAGUACGAAUGGCCGUGGGAAGUGAGGCAUUCGAACACGGAAUUAAUUGAUCAAAUUAGAUCCGGAUUGGAUGUUUUUGGUUACAUCGUCCACCGGAGCUUAGAACGCAAAUAUCCUAGACUUCCUUUAUUUGAAAAACCCUAUUUUCCACAAAUAUCAACACGUGUAUGCCUCAACGGCCUUAUCGACGCAUCCAUAUUACCAAACUUAAGGAAACUUCUCAGAAAAAAACAUAUUAAAGUAAUCGAGUUAAAUGACGCGGUUGAUUAUUGUCUUGCCGUUUAUAAACAAGAGACCAAGAGAAAAGAAGAAGAGGAAGAAGAAGACGAUGUUCCGCUAAUCAAAGAACCUAUCAAAGAAGUAGCAAGAUUGAAAAAAGGACAAAAAUCAUCAAGUCAGCAACCUGUAGAAGAAGAAAUAAUAAGUGAACCAACAGAACCUCAAACAAAAAAGGUUCAAACUCCUCAAAAAUACCCUUGUGAAGCAAUUCCUUAUACCCAUUCAGCCCAAUUAGGCAAAGCUGCUCAAGAUCUGUUAGAACAAGGAAAAUCUAUAGGAGAUGUCCUGUUAAUCGACAUGUUUAUAGAAUACUUGAGGUCAAUUUCCAAUCUUAAAGGUUGGGUUUUAGUCAAUUAUCCCACAAAUUUGGAUCAAGCGUUGUUGAUUGAAGAGGCCUUGACAGGAGUGAAUCUAGGCCCAACAACUUUUGAUGAUAUUGAUACAAAAAGGCAUUCAAAGCUUCUUUCUAAUCCUAUAGUACCUAAACCUGUCCAGGUUUACGAUACAGCUCUAACUGCGUUUGUUAGAUUGAAAAAAUUAUCUGUUGAUGAUACAAAUUGUGACGCCCUAUUGCCACCUAUUCAUGAACAAUCACCCGUCAAUGUGGAUUCUUUGGAUAAAUUCUAUUCCGAUGCAGGAGCCAACUAUUCAAUGUACUAUAAAGAGCUAGAUUGGGGUACCACGAAGUACUUGGGCAAAUUGAUUAUCGGAGAUUAUAGUUUACCUUUGAAAGCUUCCUCGGAACUAUUCGGAGAAACUGCUCAUUUGCACGAACACAUAACUAGAUCAGUUAAAGCUACUAAAGUUGGUCGUAAAUUGAAGAAACCAACAUUUGAUGUGAUACAUAGUACAAAGGUGAUUGUGGACGCGAAAGAUAAAAAAGGCAAAACUCAAAUUGUGAUAGUUUUUGUAAAUAAAAGUGUACAAGUACCAAAUGAAGAUGAUGAGGAAGAGUAUGAUGAAGCGGAGGACUUGAAUUCGGAAUUGCCAGAAACUGAACAACGCGAAUAUUGUCAAUCUACUUGUCCCGAUGAAUUAUUGGUUUCUUUGGCGACCGUUUGGGAAACAGUAGAAGAAAUCUACACCACCGACUUGAAAGAAGUAUUUUUCUUGAUAAGAUCUAAUUUAGAUUCGGUCAUGCCCUUUGCUCAGUACGUGAUAGAUUGCAUGAGGAAAAUUAUCGAUAGGCCCGAUCAGAAAAGCAUGUGUUUGUCAAAAUUUCAAAAUGAGUUUAACGCAUUUGAUGCGGAUUUUAGAACAGAUGACGAGUUUAAAGUGGAAAUGCACUGUAGAAUCGAAGACUUCAAAGAAAAACUUGCAGAAAUGAGCGAAGAAAAGAUGAUUGAAUCCGAAAAAACGCGAUGCCACAUCAUCAAGGCCGACUGGGCUCCACGCCAACUUAACGAACUCGUUAAUAAUUACCUGACCGUGUUGCAAAUUGAAGUAGAACUAUUCAUUGAAAGCAUUCACUUUAUCAACGAUUAUUACAUGGGAAUUAUGAGUGGAUAUCCUACAGACAAUGACAUAUACAAAGAGGAAACAAUACCUAAAUUCAGAGAAAUUGGUGCUCAUUAUAUUAAUAAAAUGUUCCUAAACAGCUCUAGUAACAUUGAAAUAGAGGAAUUUGAAGAAUUAUUGUGGAAUGUAACGCAAAAAAUGCAAAGUAUUGUCAAGAAAAUCAGCGGAAUUGUAACGGAUUGUAUUGAAAAACCCAAAGGAGGUGCUUGGAUGGGAACAGGCAAACAAGCUAAAAGUAAAGCGGGCAGUCAAAAAUCGAAAACGACUAAAGGCGCGAAAACCCCCGAAGAAUCAUUAUUAAAAGACGAUGUUAGCAAGCUUAAAGAAGAAUGGCAAUGUGCUGCAAAUGGGCAAACUCUAAGAAUAAAUUUACAAAUCGAACUUAUUAAAAAUAGAGCUUUAGAAUCGAUACGAGAAUUUUUAACAUCUAUUCAAAAAUCUUAUCACGAAGUUUUCAAUGCGAUUCGUACAAAAUAUUCAAACGAAAUGGAAAAUAUUGAUAAGGUUUGUAAUAUUUUCAAAGCAGCAGUCGAAAAUGAAGUAGCUUUACAAAAGGAGUUUAGUUUUGAAGGGCAUUUGUUGCGUAUCAAUCCUGAAGUUAAUUUAUAUGAUAAUGCUCCUAUAAUACCACAAAUGUAUCAAGAAAUUGUAGAAGAAGGAGCAUUUACUAUAGCACAAUUAUCAAAAUUAACUGAUAUAUUUUUGGAUUUAAGCCCAAGUGGUUACAUUUCAAAAGGUAAUUUUAUUUUCGUAUUGCAAAAUGCUGUCAAUAAUGAAGAUUCAUUAUUGCCAAAACUAUGGAAGAAAUUAGUAGAGGAGACGCUGUUAAAAAAAGUUGCAGACUCUUUAUUUGAUGAAUUAGAAUAUGUUUAUUGGAAAGAUUUCAUUGUAAACAAUAUAAGAAUUCCAUUUCCUUCGGAAAUGGAAAUUUGUAAUACAAAAGAAGCAUUCAGUGAAUGCGAUCCAGACACUACAGAAUUAAUUCAAAAUUAUCAACUUUAUUCGACAAAUCUUUGGUUUGAAAAUAUUCAGCACCCACACCGAAAUAUAGACAUUAAAAAACUUCUAUAUAAAUUAUAUCGUAUAGAAAAUUAUGGCUGUAACUAUACAGCUAUGUUGUUGGACUUUUGCAAAGCCCAAAAUGCUGUUGAAGGUUUUGUGAAAGCCUUGCAGUUAUUUUUAGGAAAAAUGGUUUGUCGCGACACUGAUAUGGGCAACAUUUUUAAAGAAAAAUAUUUAGAGUCCAAGCACCAACAAGAAGUAAAUGGUAACACUACUGAAAGCGACUUGUAUGAAACAAUUCACCAAGAAAUCAAUAAAUUAGUUGAUGUUGUUGUGGACACAAAACUUAAAUCUGAAGCUUCUUUGGUACGUGAAAGUUGUUUGAAAAGGCCUUCUGAGAAAGUUUUAGAGGUGCGUGGCAAUAAAUCUGUAGAAUUUAAAAUGAUCGAUUUAAAACAGGAAGAAUCAUCAUCAAAAAGCAGUGGUACAGACGAUGAAGAAGUUGAACUAGUAAAUCUCUACGAAGAAUCACCAGACAAUAAUGCCAAAACUGCCAGCGUUCAAUCAGCAGAAAUUAUAUUUGUUUUACCACUAGACGUCAUUGUAACAGUUUUGGAGGCUUCAAUACCGUGGCACGAGCGACUGCAAAAUAUAGGAGACUUGAGUUUUUGCGAAAAGGCGACAGAAAUUUACGAGAAAUGCAGAAAACCUGAUUUGGAUAUGUCGGUGUUGGCACAUGAGUUUUUGGACAGUGAAAUGUUUCGAGAUUUGUUGAAUUUGACGAAGAAGUUUUGUGCUCUUGAUCCUGUUGAGAUAGUACAAGAUGUUUUGGAAGAAAACGUUUAAAUUUAAGUGCAUAUGUUUCUAUAUUUAGAUUUCAGACUCAAUAGCUCUCUUUCAACGUUUCAACUGACUUGAGAACCGUUCUAGAUUGGUAAUUUCCAGUCGAUCAAUUCAUUUUUGUCAAGUAGAAUAAACAUUCAAGGGUUCAACUUAUUGAAAAAUAGUUGGGUAACUGGAAAUUACUGGUUCUGGAACGAUCCUCAUGAAUCUCAUGUCGGUUGGAACAAAGCUAUUGCUAUUUAUUUUAUUUAUACUUUAUUAUACCUAUGUAACAGAAUUAAAAUGAUCAAUUUUUUCAUUAAAACUUAAUGGGCGACAGUCAAAUAUUCAACUAAACUCAACUCAAGUUUUGUUUUGGGUGAGGUGAUGAUUAUUUUGAACAGUGUGUGCUGAUCAUUUCAUCAUCGUUCUG
Molecule: messenger RNA, 5494 nt
Organism: Ceutorhynchus assimilis (cabbage seed weevil)
Lineage: Eukaryota; Metazoa; Arthropoda; Insecta; Coleoptera; Curculionidae
Source: the annotation of a GenBank genome assembly